ACCACCUCAAUCAAGGGCCACUUCAGCCACCACAUUUCGCCGUCAAAACCACGACGACAGAAGCGAACCAGAGCACAAGACCCUCCACGAUAAAGCCGCCCAGACACACACCAUCUCUGUCACACACACAAGCACACACACAUAUACAUACACGAGAGAAAAAGCAGCAAUGGCGGCAGCUCUCCUCAAGGGCACGGCCUUCAUCACCGGCGCCGCCUCAGGCAUCGGACAGCACACGGCCGCCUCCUUUGCCAAGCACGGCAUCCAGCGCCUCGCCCUGGCCGACAUCAACACCUCUCUCCUUGCCACCUCCGCGGCCGCCCUGCGGAAGCAGUACCCAUCCCUCGAGGAAGUCCUCGAGCUCAACCUCGACGUGCGCAGCGAGUCCCAGGUCCGCGAGGGGAUCACCCACACGGCCCAGAAGUUCGGCCGGCUCGACGUGGCCGUCAACAACGCCGGGAUUGGGGGCACGGGCAAGCAGACGCACCUGACCGACCAGGAGGAGUGGCUGAGGGUGCUGGACGUCAACCUGAACGGUGUGUGGCGGUGCCAGAAGGCGGAGCUGGGCGUCAUGAUGGGCCAGGAGGAUCUCGGGCUCCGGCUGGGACGGGGAAAGAUUAUAAAUAUCGCCAGCAUGUAUGGCCUCGUCGCGCCGGGGGCGCCCAUGUACCAUGCCGCGUAUGCGGCGAGCAAGCAUGGCGUGGUCGGGCUGACCAAGGCGGAUGGGAACGCGUACGGGCCCGAGGGGAUAAGGAUCAAUGCGAUAUGUCCUGGAUACGUCAAGACCCCGCUGCUCCUAUCCGCGAUGGACCAGGACUCGGACUCGCCGCUGGCGCGCGACAUCCGCAACACCCCGCUCAAGCGCAUGGCCGAUAUGGAGGAGAUUGGCGACGCCGUCGCCCUCAUGGCGUCCCCCUUGGCCGGGUUCAUGCAGGGCGCUGCUGUGGUUUUCGACGGCGGGUUCACGACGCAGUAGGUUUUUU
Microdochium trichocladiopsis is the source of this 983-nucleotide messenger RNA. RefSeq names its product 3-oxoacyl-reductase. The transcript is spliced from 2 exons. The record is from RefSeq and is a predicted model, not a curated record. Lineage: Eukaryota; Fungi; Ascomycota; Sordariomycetes; Xylariales; Microdochiaceae. The coding region runs from base 170 to 976 and encodes 268 amino acids. Gene Ontology annotation, molecular function: quinone binding; oxidoreductase activity, acting on the CH-OH group of donors, NAD or NADP as acceptor. Gene Ontology annotation, biological process: fatty acid biosynthetic process.